CAAGGGGCCUCCAGUGCCGCCUCCGGCAGACGGGCGCCCUGCUGCCAUGCGCCCGGGCGGCCCAUGCGGCAGCCGCAGCGGGCGCCACUCGAGCCUUGCGCCGCGGCAGGGCUCCUCGCUGGCGCCUUCGGUGCGCUGCCCUCGAUCGGCGAGGACGACGUCGAGGUCCCCGCGGCUGACGGCCAGCUCGGCCCGACCGCCGAGGCACGCCAGCUGGGCCUGUCCAUGGACGACGCAUCGGCUGGAGCAUCUGGUUCCCCUCGUGACUCAGGAGCUGCAGCGGCAGGAGUGCCAGCGCCCUCUGGCGCGCUCUUCAGGUGCGCCAUUUGCAGCACUCUCGUCUACGAGUCACAGCUGGAGUACCACGUCGGGGUCUGCCCGGACCCGGCGGACCCGCAGCACGGCGCGGCGCCGCCGGAGCCCCUCGGCGCGCCGGCAGACGGGUUCGGCGGCGUCCAGGAGAGCGAACGCUUGAGAGCAGCGCCCGAAAUCUCCACGGUCGCCGCAGAGCAGGCGGCGGGCCCCCUCCCGGAUGCCCGCGUGGGGGCCGCCCGGGAGCCCGUGGCCGUGGCGGCCGCCGCAGUCGCCACGGCCGCGGCGGCCGCGGGCGAGCUGAUGCGGCGGGGCGCCUCGCCCGACGCCAGGCCCGCGAGGCCCAGGUGUGCUGACGGGUUGGCGGCGCGCCAGCUUGGGCCUGCGGCGGCACACACCCCUCGCGGUGCCCCAGCUGCCACGGCGCCGCAGGUGCGCCGUUCGGCCAGUGCCGAGGCCGCCGCGCGUCCGCGCUCGGCGCGCAGCGCCGCGGUGGUGAGCACGGCGCUGGAGCGCGACGCCGAGCCCUCGCGAUCGGCGCACGCGGGGGGCCAGCAGCCAGGCCCGAGGCGCGCGUGGCGGAGCUGGGAG
Messenger RNA from Prorocentrum cordatum, 903 nucleotides. The record is from the annotation of a GenBank genome assembly. NCBI's taxonomy places the organism in Eukaryota, Dinophyceae, Prorocentrales, Prorocentraceae.